AGGCGGUCACCGGAUCGCAGUACGUCCGGGCACGGCGUGCGACCUCUACGACCAGGCACGACCGCACCUUCCUUCCUUCCUUCCGGCACUCAUGCCAACCGCGGUUAAAAAGAAGCGACCGCGCUUCAUUUCUGACCGGACUGCGACUGACACAUCGCGCGCGGACGGACACACGGAGCGAUGGCGCGCGAGGAGCCGGUGACGGGAUGGUCUAUCCCGGUACGAGAUAGAGUAGGCCGAGGCGAGGCCCUGGAGGGAGGAGGGCUAUUCCACAGUACCGUACCGUAUCCUGGGGUGUAUGUACAGUAUCUAAGGAGAGGUCCGAGGGUCUGAGCGAGCACUCAGGUCAGCGCGGGAGCAUUGAGAGCGUUGCUUGUCUUGUUUGGAGUGGACACCCGCGCGCCGCCUAGCUACGCUGCAGCAGCAGAUCAGUCUCUGCCGGGGGGGGGGGGGGGGGACUUCGGUGCGGCAACCGCUCGGCUUUUCGCGAGAUCUGCCUCGCGCACCGACCAGCUCGGCCGAGCAGCAUCCGGACCUUGCUUCCCCCCCCUUCCAUCAUCAAUCUAUCUAUCUCUCUAUCCCCGACCCCGCGCCCUUCUUCCCCCUGCCUGUGAGCCGAAAGCAUUCUAUUCUUCCUUCUUCUAUUCCUCUUCCUCUUCCUCUCCUUCGUUCCUUCUGCUUGCCGGUUGUCGACUGGACGGCAGUCGGUCGCCCGGUCGCGCGCGCUGUCUGCGUGCGCGGCUCGCUUGCCACCCUUGGCGGGACAGGUUCUUCGAGACGCUGGAGGCCUGUCCGAGAGCUCGCGCUCGCUGUCUGCGCGCGGUCUGCUCGCAGCCUCGGGGCCGAGUGUGCGAGUGACAUGGGCACCCGCGACGCUAUUUACACAGAGAGAAGCUCGGAGCAUUGUCACUGGCGUCCGGACAGUCUGGCUCGCCUUCUUCGUCAGCUCACUUCACUCUCUCCCCGUGUGCGAUUCUGUGCGUAUUCGAGCGAGUGAGCGAGCGAGUCCAGUCCAGUCCAUUGUUGCGGUAGCGGAAUCCGAUCAGACAGAUCAUUUGCCUUGUCGUUCUCCAAACUAUUUGAAUCCACAGUUUCUGUCGUCAACGCUCAUUCCCCUCGAUGAUGAACAGAGAAUGCAGCUUCAUAGACCUUGGUCGCAAAGAAUAAUCUGUUGAUUUUAAUUGAACCCCGCCCUCAGCCCCGCCACUCAGUCAGCCACAGCCACCCAGAGAGAGAGAGAGAGAGAGAGAGAGUGAGAGAGUGAGAAGAGAGAGAACGAAGAGAGCGCUGGAGAAAGCUGCACUGACGUCGACAAAUUCGAGUUGAGUGCAAUUGCGUCCACAUGUGUCGCAUAACACGUCCUACAUUUUAAAUUUCACUACGGCGGACACGUUCGAAGACGAUUGGGAAAAAGUGCAGCGGAAGUGACGUGAGAUACAAGUCUCGGAGUGAGGAAAAGGAAGGAUCCUUCUCCUUCUGCUUCUUCUUCUUCUAAUACUUCUUCUUCACGGUGAGCGUGAGCGGGCGAGGCUCAUGAUAUCAGAAAUUCUGAUUUCCUUCCCCGAGAAUUUCCAUCACGAGCAGAUUCCUUCGUUUUGGCAAUCGCCAUUCACCAUACUGUAGUGUGCACGGUGGAUCAGAUUCAGCCCAACCAGUUCAGCUGUUCAGCAGGUGCUUGAAUCCUCAGCGGAACAACAAUCAGCAGCAGCAGUUGUUGCAGAAGAAGAAGAAUCCGCCACCACCAUGUUGAGUCCGCGACGAGAAUCUCACGCGAUCGAGAAACCGUCGUCGAGCAAUGGAAGCAGUGCCGCCACUCGCAGGGACUGGUCGCACCUCCCGGCAUCGACUCCCGGCACCGUACGCGUCAUCCACAUCUUCGCUCCCAAGGUGAUUAAAACGGAUGUGGCCAAUUUCAGAGAGCUGGUGCAGAAGCUCACGGGCAAGUCGAAACGGAGUGGGAGUGGCAGCGGCAGCGGCAGCGGCAGCAGGAAACGAGCCCUCAAGACCAAAUCGCUGACCUCGAUAUCAUCCGAUGGAACUUUCUCCAGCUCUGCAGAUACGAAUACCAUUCAAUCCUCCGCAGCCGCCGAGACCUGCUCCGAGGCGUCGACCAGGUCGUCGAAUUCGGCCUCUCACGUUGCAGACAGUCACAGCGACGUGAUGGCCAAAUCUGCACUCCUCUUCUCAUCCAACGAGUCGUCCACGACAUCUGACAACACCUGCAAGCCCCUCGGACUACCCUCUUACUUCGGCUCCUCACACCCUCAUCAGAAUCACCAUGGGCUACCAGCGGAAAACUCAGCUGCAUUCUUCAGGUCCCAGGCGUGCAGUGCUGGGAGUCGCAAUUCCAGAAGCAGCAGCCACAGUCAGUCUCGAGUCAUGGUGGAUCCGAUGCAAAGCUUGAGCGGAUACAAGGACAAUUGGUCGUCGCUGCAGGCGAGCUGCUUCAAUUUCAGCUCGAAUGCUCAGAAUCCAGCCUCGGUGCCGCAACAGCCCACACCAAUUCAGAGCCAGAAACGUCAGGCGGGUGCUUACAAUAUGUCUCAGAAUACCAAUGGAUUCAGCGACAUGGACAUUCUCACAGGCUUGGUUUCUCCGGGACCUGUACCGGAGUUCUCGUUACCUCCUCCUCUCAUCAACAACAAUAACAGCCACAACCACAACCUCAUCAUCAACGGCAUCAACAAUAACAGCUCAGUACCGACUUCUGAGCAUUUCCUGCUGUCGAAUCAUCCGAGUCUCUGUCGAAUGUCAGUGCAAUCUCUUGUUUGCGGAUCAGUGAGUCCGUUUGAGCACUUCUAGCGGUGGGGUGAAAAUGGCCGCGAGCCACGAAAAGGGCCCAGGAUUGGCAUGUUGGUUUUGUCACAUUAGACAGAGACGGAGUGAGAAGGAGGGAGUGAGAGGCGGGGACAUAGAGAGGUAGAGAUGGUGCCGGCCAUGCCACAUUACCAUGAUCUCUUUGGAGACUGCAGGUAGCAUUUCACGAUCACGGUGUUCGAGAAAUCGAACAUGAGAUAGAAUUCUGGCUAGCUAGCUUAGUCCCACGAGCAUUUGGUUCAGACCAGCAACCGCGAUCAAAAGCUUAAUCAAUCGAAGGGUGAGUCGACUCCUUCCGGCCAAGGGGAGUGAUUCUCUGAUCUGGAGAGUCUGAUGGGACAGGACGGUGCUCGGAGCUCUGACUAAAGCUUCAGCUGCAUGAGCCAGCGAGUGACCAUCACAGCAAGUGGCCAGCAUCUUUCGGCAAAUGAGGACUGAAUUUCGGGGACUUGCUAUGACAAAUCUUACGUUCGAAAUUCGGCAUGUUCUCUUCCAGUCGUAGGACAUGUUCCAAGUCCUCAUGAUCUUCCUGGCCAGAGGUUCUGGGGGAGAGAGGCAUGGAGAUGUUGCCUACUCACGAAAGUGCAGACACCGUCGCGCAUGGGCAUGAAGGUGUCUGUCUAUUUUAAGAAUCACCACCUCCACCACAGCAAGCAAACCGUCUCCUCACUUGUUAGAAUCAUCAUUUCACUUUUCUCUCUAAAUCAGUGUGUGUAUGUAUGAGAGGGAGAGAGAGAGAGCUAAGAUUGCUGUCACAUGUGCACGUAGCUAUGCACAUGCUUGAUUCAGCAAUCCAUCAGUUAGAAGGAAGGAGACAAGGACAAGGACCUCCACCCACUUAGCUCUCUUCUCUCAGUCAAAAUCACGAAGCGAAGGAAUCGUAGGCGUUCCGAGCCUGGCUAUGAGCAAGAUGUGAACAGAUAGCAGCAGCUGCAGUGCGAUUGGAUGCAUAACCGAUUGCUUGAUGCAAGCUUGAGUAAAUACAGAUUUAGACCAACCACCUUUGCAAUGGGUGCGGCCUGUUUUGCUUCUCCGAGUUGCUAAAUUUUAGCAGUUUAAUAAAGAUAGCUGCUAGACACAUCGCAAAUUCAUCAUCUGGAUCUGCGAGUACGCUCGUACGCUGUAUUACAUUCUUCUUUGAACUAUCGAUUU
Marchantia polymorpha subsp. ruderalis is the source of this 3969-nucleotide messenger RNA. The record is from the annotation of a GenBank genome assembly. Lineage: Eukaryota; Viridiplantae; Streptophyta; Marchantiopsida; Marchantiales; Marchantiaceae.